GAAGGGCAGGGGUUGGAGAAAAGGGAAUCCUUGCGGGAAACAUAGUGGGAGUGUGUUCAGGGAGAGCGGCCAGAGGGAAAGAUGCCGGAUAGGUGGAGGAAUGCAGAGGGUGCCCGUGGAGGAGUAUCCAGGAGUCCGGAGGGUGUUCAUUGUGCAGAUACAUUAGGUAUUUCGUUAUGGAAAGAACUGAAGCGUUUCUAAGGAAAGGAAAGAACGGAUACAAGGAGUUUCCGCGAAUAGAAAGGAUAGCGUUCGAAGCCAGAGGAAGUGCUAAAUACUAGAGACUAUGAAGAGAAUGCAUGAUAGAAUAGACAGAUGUAGUAGAAUUAAUAAAUGUUGGCCCAAGGACUAAAGAGUUAUUCCAGAUGGGCCGGGAUGGCCUAGUUCUGAACCUGUUUGGGCUCUUCUGUAGAUGACAUCUGGAUAGAGGGGAGGAAUCGGGAGCUUGGAAAUUCAGCCAAGUGAUCUGGUGGGAUGGGCAUUUGCCUGACAUACUAUAUAGAGGACUUGGAUGGCAUAAGUGAUUAAGGUGGUGUGGAGGGUAUUUGAAGCUUACGAAAGGUAGAAACUCAACCAUGAUUUCUUUUUCAACUCUACAGCAUUCCCUUCCUUGAAGUCUUCAUUUUUAUCUUAGUCUCAGGCAGUUAUACUUAAGCAUGAACAUUGACGACAAACUGGAAGGAUUAUUUCUUAAAUGUGGCGGCAUAGACGAAAUGCAGUCUUCCAGGGCAAUGGUUGUAAUGGGUGGAGUGUCUGGCCAGUCUACCGUGUCUGGGGAACUGCAGGAGUCGGUACUUCAAGAUCGGAGUAUGCCUCACCAGGAGAUCCUUGCUGCAGAUGAAGUGUUACAAGAAAGCGAAAUGAGACAACAGGAUAUGAUAUCACAUGAUGAACUCAUGGUCCAUGAGGAGACAGUGAAAAAUGAUGAAGAGCAGAUGGAAACACAUGAAAGACUUCCUCAAGGACUACAGUAUGCACUUAAUGUCCCUAUAAGUGUAAAGCAGGAAAUUACUUUUACUGAUGUGUCUGAGCAACUGAUGAGAGACAAAAAGCAAAUCAGAGAGCCAGUAGACUUACAGAAAAAGAAGAAACGGAAACAACGUUCUCCUGCAAAAAUCCUUACAAUAAAUGAGGAUGGAUCACUUGGUUUGAAAACCCCUAAAUCUCACGUUUGUGAGCACUGCAAUGCUGCCUUUAGAACGAACUAUCACUUACAGAGACAUGUGUUCAUUCAUACAGGUGAAAAACCAUUUCAAUGUAGUCAAUGUGACAUGCGUUUCAUACAGAAGUACCUGCUACAGAGACAUGAGAAGAUUCAUACUGGUGAAAAACCAUUUCGCUGUGAUGAAUGUGGUAUGAGAUUCAUACAAAAAUAUCACAUGGAAAGGCAUAAGAGAACUCAUAGUGGAGAAAAACCUUACCAGUGUGAAUACUGUUUACAGUAUUUUUCCAGAACAGAUCGUGUAUUGAAACAUAAACGUAUGUGCCAUGAAAAUCAUGACAAAAAGCUAAACAGAUGUGCCAUCAAAGGUGGCCUUCUGACAUCUGAGGAAGAUUCUGGCUUUUCUACAUCACCAAAAGAUAACUCACUGCCAAAAAAGAAAAGGCAGAAGACUGAGAAAAAAUCAUCUGGGAUGGACAAAGAAAGUGCUUUGGACAAAUCUGACCUGAAGAAAGACAAAAAUGAUUACCUGCCCCUUUAUUCUUCAAGUACUAAAGUAAAAGAUGAGUAUAUGGUAGCAGAGUAUGCUGUUGAAAUGCCACAUUCUUCAGUUGGGGGAUCGCAUUUAGAAGAUGCAUCAGGAGAAAUACAUCCACCUAAGUUGGUUCUCAAAAAAAUUAAUAGUAAGAGAAGUCUGAAGCAGCCAAUGGAGCAGAAUCAAACAAUUUCUCCCUUAUCCACAUAUGAAGAGAGCAAAGUUUCAAAGUAUGCUUUUGAACUUGUGGAUAAACAAGCUUUACUGGACUCAGAGGGCAAUGCUGAUAUUGAUCAGGUCGAUAAUUUGCAGGAGGGGCCCAGUAAACCUGUGCACAGUAGUACUAAUUAUGAUGAUGCCAUGCAGUUUUUGAAGAAGAAACGAUACCUUCAAGCAGCAAGUAACAAUAGUAGGGAGUAUGCGCUGAAUGUGGGCACCAUAGCUUCUCAGCCUUCUGUAACACAAGCAGCUGUGGCAAGUGUCAUUGAUGAAAGUACUACGGCAUCCAUAUUAGAUUCACAGGCACUGAAUGUGGAGAUUAAGAGUAACCAUGACAAAAAUGUUAUUCCAGAUGAGGUACUGCAGACUCUCUUGGAUCAUUACUCUCAUAAAGCUAAUGGACAGCAUGAGAUAUCAUUCAGUGUUGCAGACACUGAGGUGACUUCUAGCAUAUCAAUAAAUUCUUCAGAAGUACCUGAGGUCACCCAGGCAGAGAAUGUUGGAUCAAGCUCCCAAGCAUCCUCAUCAGAUAAAGCCAACAUGUUGCAGGAAUACUCAAAGUUUCUGCAGCAGGCUUUGGACAGAACUAGCCAAAAUGAUGCCUAUUUGAAUAGCCCGAGCCUUAACUUUGUGACUGAUAACCAGACCCUUCCAAAUCAGCCAGCAUUCUCUUCCAUAGACAAGCAAGUCUAUGCAGCCAUGCCCAUCAAUAGCUUUCGAUCAGGAAUGAAUUCUCCACUAAGAACAACUCCAGAUAAGUCCCACUUUGGACUAAUAGUUGGUGAUUCACAGCACUCAUUUCCCUUUUCAGGUGAUGAGACAAACCAUGCUUCUGCCACAUCAACACAGGACUUUUUGGAUCAAGUGACUUCUCAGAAAAAAGCUGAGGCUCAGCCUGUCCACCAAGCUUACCAAAUGAGCUCCUUUGAACAGCCCUUCCGCGCUCCAUAUCAUGGAUCAAGAGCUGGAAUAGCUACUCAGUUUAGCACUGCCAAUGGACAGGUGAACCUUCGGGGACCAGGGACAAGUGCUGAAUUUCCAGAAUUUCCCUUGGUGAAUGUAAAUGAUAAUAGAGCUGGGAUGACAUCUUCACCUGAUGCUACAACUGGCCAGACCUUUGGCUAAAAAAAAGUGUAAAUAAUACUGGCACUUUAGAACAGAUUAAUCAAGAGUGGGGUUACUCUGUGUAAAUGGAGUGCUGUACAGAUUUAAGAGCAAUGCGUUAUAACAAGUUAAGCUGAUAUGAAUAGCAAGAUAAUCCAAUAACUGCAUUUUGUUUGGUUAGUCAGCAUUCUUUGAACUGCCUUACAUGUUGUCACCUUUAUAGAAGCAAUGCAUUACUUGUUUUAGAACAGAAACUUGCUAUUCCACCUACACCGAGUUUAAAAGGAAAAAAAAAGACUUUCGCACAAUUGUUUCCUAAUUGAUAACAUUGUACAUUCUUAGGAGAUUAGUAAUUGUGUGAAAUUUACUCAUACUGUUUCUAAGUUUUUCAGCAUAGUCAUUGCACUUCAGCAGGGAAUCUGAGUAUACUUUACAGACAGAGUGAACUUCAGAGUUUAAAUGUCAAGAGAUUAUGGCUUAAAUAAAUUAGUGUGUCCUAUAGGAGGAAAAAAAGAAACCAAGAAACCACCGUUUAAAAAGAAUGAUAUGCCAUAUACCCUUGAUUUUCAUUUUGCAUUAUAUUGACAUGUUUUUUUUUUUUUGAGAAAAGAAAGUAAUAAAAAUCUGAUAGUCUAAGACUCCACUAUUUAAAAGCCUAAUUACUUUUAAAAUAUGCAUACUUUCAAAACUUUUACCAAAAUACGUAACUGUUGAAGCAUUCACUUCUCAAUGGAAGUAUGCAUAUUGGUGUCAGUUUCUUUGUACAGUUGUACUUAGAUAUUUUUUAUGAUUUUUCAUGUGCAGGUAUCAAGGUUUUGAAGUUUUAGUAAAAAGAUAUUCUGUAGAUUACAUUCCCAAGAACAUAAUGCUUACACAAAAUGUAUAUUCCACGUUUUAAAGCUUAAUUGUAUUUUACUUUACAUAUACACUUCAGUUAACAUAGAGCACUUAGAAUCUAUUUGGUAUUUUUGAUUUCUCAAAGUAAAAAAAAAAUUAGAUUUUUAGGUUUGAUAUGGUUGUGUCAUAAUCAUCUCAUAAUUGACAAUUUUAAUUUUUGGCAAUAAAAGGAAAUUGGAUAUCUUUGGAACUGUAAAACCUGGUUUAAUCCUUCUCUUUCUAGAAUCUUGAUAGAUUGGAUAAUUAAACAGUAUCCAGAGAAACUAAAGAAAUGGGCAUUUUAAUUGCUUAUUUUAUCUUGAAUUACUUUUUAAUGAACACUGCUCAUUACAAUUUUACAAACCAAAAGUGUUUACUAAUUCUAGUAACUACAAUUUCUUUUUCAGCUAGAUGAGUGAUCGGAAACUUUUUGUUGCAUUUCAAAAUCUAAAUAAACUACAGACUUUAUCCUUAUACCACGAAUGUUUUUUUUUUUUUAAUAUAUAUAUAUAUAUAUAUAUACUUUGUCUUAAAAUAAUACAGCAUGGUACCAUAAAUAGUGCUUUUAUAUAUACACAUAUGUAUACUUUUCUAAAGAAUGAUGGUUUUGAGUUACACAUUGGACAGUUUUAAUUUUUGGAAAAUAACAUUACUUCUAUUGAUUUUAUUAUCCUCUUUAAUUUGUUCCAACUUUUUUGCUUAUUUUAAUUUCCACCAUCUUUGUCACAAUGCACAUACUGAUGUAGCACCAGUGAUACUCUAAAAUUAAUAUUCUUGGAAGGUGAAACUUUAUUGUUGCUAAUUUCCACUUUAACUUUUAUAUUGGCCCUAUAGAUCUGCAGUCUUUGUUUCAGUAUAGAAUGUUACACAUUUAAAUUAUUGUUUCUUUUAUUUAAUGUUAUCCCAAGACUGUUCUCAUAAAGGGAACAAAGAAAAUAUCAACCCUUAACAUCUUUUACUUUUAUUUUGAAUAUUUUGGUGUUUUAUGAUAAUGAAUAUAAAUUAUGUUUAAUGUGGUUUCCUCUGUACGUUGGUUAUUAAGCUUUGCUUGAAAUAUUAAUUUUCCUAUUUGACAGCUUUCUUUGCUGCCAAACUUUUCAAGAAUUUUAGACUUCUCUGAGGUAGAUGUUUAAGUUCUGCCAUUACUGACUUUGAAGAAUAGUGUGUGUUGUGUUAUACAUCAUGCAAUUGCAAGAAGGCUCUAUUCAGGUGAGAUGUGAAAAAUGGAACUGUGCUCACGCUAUAUAGGUGUUUAUAUUUUUCUCAUACUGUUAUUUGAUAAUAGGCAUUUAUUUCCUGUGUUGAUUUCUUUUUCUUUUUUCUUUUUUUCUUUUUCUUUUUCUUUUUCUUUUUCUUUUUCUUUUUCUUUUUCUUUUUCUUUUUCUUUUUCUUUUUCUUUUUCUUUUUCUCUCUCUCUCUCUCUCUCUCUCUCUCUCUCUCUCUCUUUCUCUUUCUCUUUCUCUUUCUCUUUGCUUUUUCCUUUUUCCUUUUUCCUUUUUCCUUUUUCCUUUUUCUUUUUUUGAGCCUGGUCAAAAAUUUUGUUCUUCAACAACUUGUUCAGUCCUGGUAUAGUGUACAGUUUUUGUUUGCUUUAAUAUCACCAGCACAGUUUUUUUAGAGUGUGACUCUACUGCUGAGCAGUUAGGGUAAGCCAAGGAAGGCAGGCCUUUGAAAAUGGUAGUUACACAAGCAAAAUUUCAGGUGUUGCAUUCCUGUCUUCGGCACAUUUCUUUAAAUAUACAUAAUGGCAGACUUUUCUACCACAUUGUAAGCAUUUGAUACUUUGACAUAAGUUAUUGACGUACCAUUUAAGUAUAGUAGUUGUGGCUCUCUUACUGUGAAAUUCUAAAUGCCUACCAGAAUUACCAUGUGUUAUCAUCAUAGGAUAAACAUCUCAACAGUUUGGGUUUCCCCACUUUGCUUUAGAAAGUUACUUAAUUUGUAUCUGGGCAUUAAUAGUAAAAAGUAAGUAGCCUUUAUGUGCUGCUGUAGAUCAGAAUAUUGAGGAUAUGAGAUAAUUCUUCUGCAAUUUGUGUUUUUCAUUUCAGUUAGCAAAGUGUUCCAUUAAAACAUGCUCUUAUACCAUUAAACUUUUGGUCAAUGUGAGUGAGGUAUGCUUUUGCACUUAGGACCUACUCUCCUGUUUGAAGAUUGGAAGCAGAUCAGGUUAGAUGAGGUAAUCUCUGUUGAACAUCUUGUAAAGCUUUUUUUUUUUUUUUUUUUUUUUGACUUCUUAUUGUACACAUAUUCAUUUGGUUCAGAAUAUUUGAGUGGCUCUUAAAUCUUUUGGAUGUACUUGCAGAUUUUCUGUUUGAUACCAUACAAAUCCAUCCUUUUAGCUCUGGCUGAGGACUGUCAGUGGUCGGGUAAUUUUCCCUUUCUGACAGGCAAAAGAGGUCUUGUGCUCAGGGUAGGCUUUCAUUACCACAGGGGAGAGAAACUUGCAAAGUGCCAGCUAGGUUAGAUCUUUUGCCACUUCUUUCAUUUUAUCAAUUUGGGUUUUUAAAGGGCUGUUAAAAAAAAAAAGCCGGGAAACUUUAAAAGUAGGCAUUACUGUAGUACCGCAUUUCUUAGACAUAGAACAUCUUAAACUAGAACUUGUUUUUUCACAGUAUAAUUACUUGAAGAAGCACUAUUAUAAUCAAUGAGAAACUUUUUGACACUGCAAUUUAAUUUAAACUUUUUCUGUUUCAAAUUGCUUUAUUUCAGGGAAAUAAUUUUCCAGUUGUUUUGCUAUAUUCUGCAAAUAAAACCGUGUUUCCUUUUUUCACUUAAACGUUGGUAGGAAACAAACUAAAGCAGACAAACAUUUCUUGUUGUGUUUGUUGCUUUCUUUAAUCCAAUGGAUAAAAAAGUAAAACCCUGUAAACAUUAUUUUAUUUUUUUAUGCAAUACCAUGCUGUAAAUACGGUUCAUCAAAUAAGGAUGUACCUAUGAUUGAAUCUUUAAUUCUGCACAGUUAGAGUUUAUAUAUAAACGUGUCUUGACAAUCAAGGACUUUUAUGUGAGUCUUCCUUUAUGAUGUUUAUUAAUGUUAUGCAUUCCAUUUGUUUUGAAGUGAGUACCAAUGUGCUAAUUUGUAUUGUCUGAAAGUAUGUAAUGUUUUUACAGCUUGUUUUUAAGAAUCUGUAAAUAUGUACAAACAAAUCACAGUACUGCUUUAUGUUAGAAGGCAUAUGAUGUUGUACUGUACGUAAGCAAUAAUACAUAGCAGUGCUAACUGUACAAGUAGCAUCAGGAAAGUUCUAAAAACAUUUCAGAGUUAUUCUCCUUAUUUCAUUUAAUAAUGAUUAUCUUUAAUCAGUUUUUAUAAGUAAAUUCCAUUGUUCCUCCUACUGGAACAUAACACUGUUUACACAGCAUAAUUGAAGUUGCAGGGGAGACAGGCUAAAUCUGACUUCAUCUGUACUCACUUUCACUAAGCAUUGAAUGGCCUUACCACUCUUCUGCAAGAUGGAGGAAGACCGCAAAACUUAGUGCCCAUCACACUGAAGGAAGGGGGUGUGGUUUUUUUUUUUGUUUGUUUUUUGUUUUUUUUCCUGCUUCUGUACUGCUACCUAACUUUGUGGUUUGCUUUGGAUUUAAUAUUUGUUUCUGUUUUAGAUUCAAGCCCAUAAGUUUUGAGGUGACUUCAGCUCCAUUGUGACAUAGUUCUCUUCAUAUUUCAUAGCUACAUUUCAGUAAUUCUAAACUUUCUACUUUGAUUUUUAGAUAUGUAUUUUUCAAGCUUGAUUUCUCAGCUGAACAGAUGAAUUUAUUCAACUUCAAUACAAAGAAAGACAAACCUAUUGUAGUUUGAAUUGAGUAGAUAUUAUACUGUACAGAACAGCUAACUAUUUGAACACACACAUCACUGCUUUAGAAAUAAAACCGCCAAUUUAUAAAUGUAUAUGACCUACAUUUUAUAGGAGAAAUGUUUUUAAAUGCUAGUCAUUUAUAUAAUGUGCUUUGAAGGAUUUGCUAGUCCACUUCUGUCACUUUUUAGUACACUGGUAUCUUUUAUAUGUAAUGUAUGCUUUUUAUUAUUGUAGCAAAGCAUUUCAGUAGAAUGAAUUUUGCAACAAUAUGGGGGGAAUUUUUCAUUGUUGGAUUUGAAUUAUACUGGAUUUUAUCUGUGUAGUCUUGUCUUUAUUUUAAUGCUGUCUGGAAGGGAACUUGGUAUCCAAAUAAAGCAGGUAACCUCAUUUUACUUCAAGGGCAUACUGUGUAGUGCUGAAUUUAAUCUGGAAAUCUGACGAUUUUGAAAAGAAAAACACAUUUAUAAAAAUUGUACAGAAGAAAUUAAAUGUGUGAUGGAAAUCCUGA
This is a messenger RNA of Felis catus (domestic cat), 8201 nucleotides long. RefSeq names its product zinc finger protein 148 (gene ZNF148). The coding region runs from base 657 to 3041 and encodes 794 amino acids. NCBI's taxonomy places the organism in Eukaryota, Metazoa, Chordata, Mammalia, Carnivora, Felidae. The record is from RefSeq and is a predicted model, not a curated record. The transcript is spliced from 9 exons.